GUGUGUGUGUGUGUGUGCCAUGCCAUGUUGGCCGGAUGAACGACGACCGUAUGCCGAAGCGAGUUUUGUUUGGGGAGCUCCCUGCAACGCGCCCUCGCCAUGGUCCACGCAAGCGGUGGCGUGACGUAAUCGUGGAUGAUCUCCGCUCCAUCAUCCCCCCUGUGCCUUCUGACUGCUGGUUUGAUGCUGCCCAGGAUCGCUCUGCCUGGAGGCAGAUUGUUCAUCGUCGUCCUCCCGCCCGUGCUCCCCCUGAUCCUGACUCUGGUUUCCGCUGCACAUGUGGAAAGGUCUGCCGUCGUCCCGGGGAUCUCAAGCGCCACGCUCCGUAUUGCAAAGCUAGCAGAUAGUCCCUUCGCUAUCAUUGCCAUCGGCAAUGGUCACGUUCAAGGUUCAAGGUAUUUCGUCCACGUCCGAUUCCGUCGAUGACAGCAUUGCCACCUUUCGCUGCCCAAGCCAGGAUUUCAAGCAUCAACUGAGCUCUGUGUGAUGCUCAAGCCCGGUCAGGCAGCUGUGGUAAAUCAUAUUACAAUGCAUGCGGUUGACCCAGUGCGAUAUGCCAUGGAACUAUUGGGAAAGUGCAAUCCGAGCUUGUGCCUGUGUGGGAGAAGUUCACGUUGACCUGCCGGUACGACUUGAAAGCAGUCUUUGUGCCUGGGUUGCAAAGAUCUCUAAUCUUAUGAUAUGGUGCAAAUCUGCCAAGCGGUCAUCCGACGAUCCGACGGCCAUAAGUGGACAUGCUCAGCACUAGUACUUUGAAGUAUCAACAAGGAUUGUGCCAGACCACAUGCCUCAGCAGUGUCAAUAGCAUUGGCAAAUAAUUGACUAAAUUGGGCGGACAGAAGGAUGGUUCAAGCAACUAAACGUUCACCUGGAAGCGCACGCGCACUUGCUGCAUGCGUUUGCGCUGCUCACAGCAGGUGCCAUAUCGUCAUCGUUGACGACAGAGUCUACCGCUCUCCAGUGCUCUAGUCUUAGGAACGCCACUAUCGCGGAGCUCAUAGAUUUCAAGCGUCAACUCGGCAUGCUGUUGGAGCAGUCAUCAAACGACGUAUUGCAGACUGCGUUGGAGUCGAUUAUUGCAUUCGGUCCCAGCCAAGUCGGUCCCAACAAUCUGUUGAACUGCGCGGAAGACUACAAGCGGCCGUCGGUUUGGAAAUGUUUGAACACGGAAGAUACAACUGCUGCUGCUGUCGCUGCCAAUGGCGUUGCUGACAGUGAGAUUCGCCCGCUGCAGAAUAGCAUACUGCACGGCUUUCAGCUUGCGACUCUAGCCGGGCCGCUGUGCGAGGAACCCGUACAAGGCGUGUGCUUUGUCCUAGAGACUUGGUCGGCAGCGAGCGAAUGCAACACUGGUGGUGGUAGUGCUGUGAAAUCUAAUGGCAACGGCCUCAGCACGGACACUGACCGUAGAUCGCCACAGUCGUUACCGAGCAACGAGUCCAGAGCUCCAACAGCCGGCGAAGACUCGGCGAUAGAGCGUGACCAAAGCAGCGUGUCUAGAGAUGGCGCCGAGCAUCCGCUACCUGUCGUGGGCGCCGUCUCCACAUAUGAUCCGCUGUCCGGUCAACUGAUGUCCGCCAUGAAGGAAGCGUGCCGUCGAGCCAUGCUCACUCAGCCGGCGCGUAUCAUGGUGGCCAUGUACUCGUGCGAAAUCCACGCCACAUCGGAGGUUCUUGGUCGCGUCUACGCUGUGUUAGGACGCCGCGGUGGCCGGGUGGUGCUCGAGGACCUUCGGCCGGGCUCCACAAACGUGUUCAGUGUGCGUGCCCUGGUGCCUGUCGCCGAGAGCUUCGGCUUUGCCACGGAAAUUCGCAAGAAGACAAGCGGCUCAGCGAGUCCGCAGCUCUUCUUUAGCCACUGGGAGGCAAUGUCAAGCGAUCCGUUCUGGGUGCCCACCACUGAAGAAGAGCUGCUACAUUUUGGAGAGAAAGCCGACUCUGAGAACCAGGCUAGACUGUACAUGAACGCUGUGCGCCGCCGCAAGGGCCUGACAGUCAGCGAGAAAAUCGUUGAGCAUGCGGAAAAGCAGCGUACUAUAAUGAGAUCAUAAUGAGCAGCUCUGCCUCUCUCUCUCUCUCUCUCUCUCUCUCUCUCUGUCUCUCUCUCUCUCUCUCUCUCUCUCUCUCUCUCUCUCUCUCUCUCUCUCUCUCUCUCUCUCUCUCUCUCUCUCUCUCUCUCUCUCUCUCUCUCUCUCUCUCUCUCUCUCGCUCUCUCUCGCUCUCUCUCUCUCUCUCUCCCCUGCACAUACUGUUUUGCUGCAGAGCUCCGAACAAGGGGCCAGUGUGGGCCUCAUUGAGUCUAUUUUCAUUUUUUUUCAUUCUGCAUGGAGCUCAGCCUUUCCUCUUUUUUCUAAUGAUGCCCAACGGGGAGUACCUUAUUCUUGUCCUGCAGCUGAGAUCCCGUUCUGAGAUGGAGGUGUUUGAAAGUCUUCCUUUUCUGUUCAUAGUAACUAGUAUUCAUUCAGGGAAAGGCUAACACCUAUUGGGGGGUUCCCCACCCUGAAUUAUUUUCAACUCCUUCCUGCACUUUCGAGACACACUAUAUUGUGAGUGAAUGGCGGAAUGCUCUGAUAGUUUGAACGGAGCACUGAGUGAAUGGUGAAUGAUGUA
Molecule: messenger RNA, 2609 nt
Organism: Sycon ciliatum
Lineage: Eukaryota; Metazoa; Porifera; Calcarea; Leucosolenida; Sycettidae
Product: elongation factor-like GTPase 1
Exons: 4
Coding region: 1022-2050 (342 amino acids)
Biological process (GO): cytosolic ribosome assembly
Cellular component (GO): ribonucleoprotein complex; cytosol
Molecular function (GO): GTPase activity; ribosome binding
Source: RefSeq, a predicted model, not a curated record